CAGUUUUACUUCCUGUCUGUAGAUGGCGUUACCCUAGUUUAUACUGGCCAGGGAGUAGGGUCCCCUAGGGCUAGAGGGUGGGGCAUCCUAAGGAUUAGGAAGGAAAAUGGUUUGGGUACACACAUGAUCUAGUAUGCUAGCAUUUGAAUGGAGGGUGGGAAAAGCCUUAACCUGAGGCCAAAAGGUGGCAAGGAAGGUUUGGGAAGGAAAAAAACAAAGCAAAGAUUUUCUACUUAAGGCAAAACAAAACACUCACACUCACACUCACACACACACUUCCUUGUGGGCAAAACCACCCCUCUGGGUAUGACCUGAGUUUUAGCUAAGAGAUUGGGAAGAAUUACCCCCACAGGGGUAAAGAAGAUUCCAGGUGGGUCUCCAGGCUUGGGGGGCUAGGGCUCUAGCUCUAAGGGGUGCUUGAACUCCGAGGCUUUACUGGGGAAAGACUUGGCAGGGAGCUGCUUCAUUUAGCUGGCCUGGGAGGGUAAAAGGCAGAGAAAAACUGGUCUGGGGAUGCAGAAAAAGCUUGGGUGGAGAGCACAGACUGUGGCCAGGGUCCCCUUCUAGGAUUUUGUUUUUAGUAGUCCCUGAAAUGCUUCAUAGGAUUGUGUAGAGGGAGUUUCAUACCCUUCUCCUCCUGGAUUGCCAGCCCAGUUCAUCCCACCUCUCUCCACUUCCCUGAGCCGGCAGGGGAGACAGUCAGAGAAUCCUGCAAGAUGAGCUACAUGUGGUCAGACUUAGAGUAGGAAAGAGACUUUGAAUCUAUGCUUAGCUACUUUUUCUAUUUCAAGUGAUUAUUAAUAAACUUUAUGGAAAAGAAGAACUUGGAGACAUUAAUCUUAAUCUAACAGAAUGGCAACCACUAUUGGAAAAAGAACUCUUCAUUUUCUUUUGAGAAAGCUUUUGAGUAUAGACUAGGGAGUAGGUGACUUGUGCAAAACCACAUUUCUCUCAUGCUGCUGCUCCUGCUUGCUUGUGCUGAAACGCCAGCUUGCUCCGGCCACUUUCAUGUGCUGGAUUCACCUUUGCUGAGACAGAUAAGCUGCUGCCUCCGUUUUUGUGCCUGCUGCUUCCCUUGCAAGCCUGCCAUGUGGAUAGGUAAGAACUCUCCCCCAUGGGCCCCCCCUUUUUUUAGCUUAGAUAAGGGUGGGGUGUUGGAAAAAGGAGCCCAAGUUGUGAGGUUUUCUUGGACACACCUAGGCUGCAGUCCCACCAAAAUCCAAGUGAGUCCCAAGCAGCUCUGGAAUCCAGCAGGAACUCCUAAUCCUUCCCAGCCUCCCUAAAACUCAAGGCUUUUACUGCCCUCAAAUGAGUCUAAAGACCAGCCAUUAUGGGAAAUAAGCAGAUCAAAACUAGUAAAGUGCCUGAGGUCUCUCCAUUAUAUAAGUUACUAUGUAGUUGGAAUGACCAAGGGUUUCCUAGGGAGGCUGGGAUGACAAAGAAGGAAGCUAAAAAACUGCAAAGCCUUGAUGGAUAAGUCCUCUAGAUGGUCAAAGUAUGGUUCCUUUGACUCUGAGGUCUUAAAUGAUUUAAAAAUGGCCAUUAGUGACAAAGAUUCCAAAGAUUAUAAGUACUGGCUUUUGUGGUCAUAUCAAUCAGUCAUACCCAGUCCCUCAGUGUCCUCCUUCGAGGAGACCUUUCUUUCUUGGAAUCUGGACUAUUCUGACUUAGCUCCUUCAGUCGCUCCUCCUAAACCCUUGAUUAGAUCUAGCAAGAAACACACCCUGUUAUCCCCCCUCCUGGACUGGGAGGAAGCUUCUCCUCCUAUCCCUUGGGCCCUCCCCUGUCAGACCCUGCUCAUCUCCCACUCCUCCCAUCUCCUUUCCUCUCAAUCCACCUCUUUACCCUCAGCCCCCAUCUGACUCUUAGUCCCACUACCCUUACCCCAGAGUUUCUUCCUUCCUGUUACUCAGACCCCCACACAUCUUCCCUGUUACUACAUGAACCAUCCUUCUCACUCUCUUGGCCAUUGCCUUCCCUGUCAUCCUCCCCCUGACCAACCACACCCAUCCUACUAUGUCUCCCCCUCUCCUCCCUGGCCCCGCCCCCACUUAGUCCAUCCUAGCUCCUCCUCUCCUCCCAGCCCCCAACCUCAAUCUCCACCAUUCUCCCUGCCCCACCCUGAUCCAUUCUCCAUGCCUCCCCACCCCCUGACCAUCCCCUCCCUUUCAGCUCACCCACUCACCCUUCCCCUACCCACUCCACUACAACCCAGAUUACAACCCACUCCAUUGCAACCCAGUCCACAAGCCAAGCAACAGUUAUCAUAGACAAUUCAAAUGGAGGCCUGUUCCCUCCAGGGGAUGGUCCCACUUAUAAGAAGUAGGAGAGCCUGAUGAACAUUUGCCACCAUACAUCUUUAUCUCCACAACAUUGAGAGCUUUAAGGAAAAGACCCCCUCCUUUGAAGAUGAGUCCAUUGUAAUCACAACUGAUUUUGAAAGCAUUUACCCCUCUUAUAACCCCACAGUCCUGCUAACAGAAACCCCUACUGGAAAGUGUAUCACAGAUGCAGAGAUCAUUAAUGAAGGGCUUUCUGUUCCCCAACUACCAGAAGCCCCAGCUGUAUUUCAUUGCCCUGCUUCUACAGGUGGAACUGACCCUGUCUCUAGAGGGAACCACCAGGCAGAUACUGCAGCAAAGUGCGCUGUUUGAGAAGUUUCUGAAAUUUUUAAAUUUUGACAACUAGUAACAAUUCAAAUUGAUCUCUCAUAAUGAUCAGGGAGUGAAAAAAUGGAAACAAAGGUUUAAAGCAAAACAGAUCAAUGGGGUAUGGCUAUCAUUUGAAAAAAAAACCCUAUUGCCUAGAAGUUUUUAUCCCCAAAUAUGCUUAUCUGUUCAUAAGAAUGGCCACUUUGGCACUCAGGGUAUUGUAGACUCUGUUAAACAGGUACGGAGAGCUCAUGGUAUGAUCACCAUAUCCUCUAAAAUAUGUGCAGUUUGUCCCACUCAACAUGCUUUUCAUGACAAAACUUUUGGUGGGCAUCCUCUGGCUUACACAUCUUUUGAGCAUUUACAAAUUGACUGUAUUACCAUGAUUAAGACUGGACAUUAUACAUUUUGUCUGGCCACAGUAGCUUUUGUUGCUAAGCUGUUCUUAAAGGGAGAUCAUUCCUUGCUUUAGCCCACUAGCAUGAUUUGAUUCAGACAGGGGAAUCCAAUUUACUGUUUUAUCUAAUUUAUUCUUGCCUGGGGAUCACUACGUAAUUCCAUGUAUCAUAUCACCCCCAGAGCUCAGGCCAAGUUGAGAGAAUGAAUAGAGAACUUAAGACCAUGAUUGGAAAAUUGUGCACUGACACUUAUUUGAGAUGGACUGAGGUUCACGUCUCCAGGGGAGAUCUACAUAUAUCACCAUUUGAGAUGCUUUCUGGGCAUCCCCUCAUACAGGCUAAAUCUUUUUCUUCUGCAUACACAUCAUUACUGGGGGGGGGGAUAUUUCCAUUGCUCCUUAUAUUCAGGAUUUACAGGUCAAAUUGUGUACACCACUCCAUAAGCUAUUGAAAUUGGAGAAAUGAACUUUUGGAUUCAUUGCUCACAUGGGGACAUUGUAUUGACACUGAAUGACUGUAUCCUGUCAUAUAUAUUGUAUUUGCUGAUUGUUUUAAGAUUUAAGGGCUUGUGGGACAUAAAUCACUUUAAUUGGGCUUUGCUGAUGAUUCAAGGACCUGUUACAGGUUUAUUAUUUUUUUUUACUCAGAAUUUUAUGCAUGUAAGAUUUUAUUUUUUAAAUUAUUAUUUUCAUUUUUUAAUCCAGAAUUUAAUUUUUGCUCUUUUAUUGGGGAUUUGGGGGGGGGUUGUUUUCUUUUUGGCAAUUGAUUCAUAUACCUUCUAACUCAGCUAUGUUUCCCAGGGUGAUUCUGGUGUUGGUCAGCCCCCUCCUCAGGGAGGUGGGGGAGUGUGUAAUUAUCCUAAAAUCCAAGGUUUAAAUCUUUUUGAGAAAUCUCAGGAAAAGAAACUUGUCAACACCCCGAAUCAAGAAAGCAGAUUUUUUUGGAAAAGGUGCUACAAGGAUGCCUGUGGAGAUCACACUCUGUAUGAAAAGAUCCAGAAUGAAUUUUAGGAUAUAAUGAACUGAACUGAAGGGGGUUGAACAUACUUAUUCUGAAUGUUGUAACCUUAAAAUUUCUUAGACUUAUGAAUGUUGGAAAUUUCCCCAUUGGGAAAUUUCAUACUUGAAAAAAUUUCCUACUGAUAGUAAGAACUCUAUUGGAAUAUGAAACCCCUUGGCAUGGGAGGAUCCUUCUCCUCCCUACUUAAGACUACUUUAGGACAGAAACCUUUUGCUAAACAAUGGAAAGGGCUUUGACCUAUGCUUAAGCAUAGAACAGGAAGUUCUUUGAGUCAUGAUUGAUUUUAGAAUUGAUACAAUAGAGAUACUUGGAAUGACAGAACCAGGUCUUGGAAACUACAAUCUCCACCCUACUCAGAGUAACAGGAUUUAGGAAGGGCUGCAUCAAAGAUCAAGAUUUAAUUAUUUGAGAAUAUGACCUUCAACAGACAUGUGCAAAGGGGACAGACCUCUAGGCGGUCCUGGGUUAAGCUAGAGCCACCAUUGGCAGAGGGAGAGAUCGACAGUGAUUGGUAGAUGUGAGAACUGAGGGGAGGGACUUAGAUUGUUUCCUUAAAGAUAGCGGGGUCUGAGGACUGAGGGGGAGAUGCUCUGAAGGAGGGCUGAGAGGAGAGAGAUCCUGGAGGGAGAGUCCUGGAGAGGUCUUGAAGGAGGCUGUGGAAGGAGAACUCAGGAGGAGUCAGGAGGAGAAUUCUCUGGAAACAUUUCUUGAAAGGAGGCUCUCUUGAAGGUGGAGCCUGAGGUUGGCAUGAGAAGCCUUACCUAGAGAGAUCUCGGGGGUCAGUAACAUUCCAGGAUGUGGCUGUGGACUUCACCCAGGAGGAGUGGCGCCUGUUGGACCAUUCUCAGAAAGAGCUGUACCUGGAGGUCAUGCUGGAGAAUGUGCAGAAUCUACUCUCUAUGGGGCUUCCAGUUCCUAGAGAAAUUUUUAUCUCCUGUUUUCAGCAAGAGGAAGCACUAGAGCAAAAAGGCCUAAGAAGCUCCUAUCCAGAGGCUGAGACUAAUUUUGAAGUGAAGGAGAUGACCUCAAAGCUGAGCCUUUCUGUGGAAGGAUGUAGCCCCCAAAGAUACAUGAGUGAGGGUCCCUGUGACUUCAUUUUGAGAGAAAUCUAUGACUCUAAUAUCAAUGUAAAUAAAAAGCCAAAGAGUGACUGUGAAUUUGAUGAUACUGCAGAGAAAUUCAGCCAAUAUUCAGUCCUAAAUCAGUAUAUGAAAUUGACCUCAGUAAAUGAUUUUUGUCAGAAUAGUGAAUACAGCAAAUGCUUUCCUGAAGAAGUAGGACUUAUUCAGACUCCCGAGGAACCUCUUGAAAUGGCCAUAUAUCAAGGUAACCCGGAGGGAAUGGCCUUUGGCUGGAGUUUAGACCUUAUUAGACAUCCAUAUAGUAAACUUGUAACAAUGGUUUCUAUGAGUAAUAACAGUGGGAAACCUUCCAGUCAGAUCUCUGAGCUUGCUGCAUAUCAAAUAAUCCACUCUGGAGAGAAACCUUAUGCAUGUAAGCAAUGUGGAAAGACUUUCACACAAAGGAACCAUCUUCCUGCACAUCAGAGAAUCCACACUGGAGAGAAACCUUAUGAAUGUAAAAAUUGUGGAAAGGCUUUCACACAGAGAAGCCAUCUUGCCAGACAUCAGAGAAUCCACACUGGAGAGAAACCUUAUGAAUGUAAACAAUGUGGAAAGGCUUUCACAUAUAGGAGCUCUCUUGCCAGACAUCAGGCAAUCCACACUGGAGAGAAACCUUAUGAAUAUAAACAGUGUGGAAAGGCUUUCAUAGAUAGGGACUGUCUUGUUAAACAUCAGAGAAUCCAUACUGGAGAGAAACCUUAUGAAUGUGAACAGUGUGGAAAAGCUUUCACAGAUAGGGGCUCUCUUGCUAAACAUCAGAGAAUCCACACUGGAGAGAAACCUUAUGAGUGUAAACAGUGUGGAAAGGCUUUCACAGUUAAGGGAUCUCUUGGCAGACAUCAGACAGUUCACACUGGAGAGAAACCUUAUGAGUGUAAACAAUGUGGAAAGGGUUUCACAGAUAGGGGCAAUCUUGCUGUACAUCAGAGAAUCCACACUGGAGAAAAACCUUAUGAAUGUAAACAGUGUGGAAAGGCUUUCACAGAUAGGAGCUCUCUUGCUGCACAUCAGAGAAUCCAUACUGGAGAGAAACCUUAUGAAUGUAAACAGUGUGGAAAGGCUUUCACACAAAGGAGCCAUCUUGCUAGACAUCAGAAAAUCCACACUGGAGAGAAACCUUAUGAAUGUAAACAAUGUAGAAAGGCUUUCACACGUAGGAACAGUCUUGCCAGACAUCAGAUAGUCCACACUGGGGAGAAACCUUAUGAAUGUAAACAAUGUGGAAAGGCUUUCACUCGGAGGAACUCUCUUGCUGCACAUCAGAGAAUCCAUACUGGAGAGAAACUUUAUGGAUGUAAACAAUGUGAAAAGGCUUUCACAGAUAGGAGCUCUCUUGCUAAACAUCAGCAAAUCCAUAUUGGAGAGAAAUGUUUUUGUGUGGAGUGAAAAAUUAGUAUAUUAUUCUCAAGGUAAUAGUUCUUAAUACCCAAGUAAGUAAAGCUGGUGCUCCCAAUACCCAAGUAAGUAAAGCUAACCCCCCAUCAAGCUCCUUUGAAGACUAGAUUACCCUACUCCCUACCCUUCUCCAUGCAGGACAAAAGCUUUAUAGUCUGUACAUGUUUUGGCUGUUCUUAGACCCUGAAGUACCCUAUGAUCAAAUCUCAAGUUCCCCUUUAUCUUAAAAACUCUUCCCUUUGAAGCAAAGGCUUCUCCCAGUUAGUCAAGUCCAAUGGCUGGAAAGAUACUAGUGUGCCCAUUGUGAAACCUCACCCCCUCCCAGAUAAUCCAUUCCCCAGAAUUCCCCUAUUUGUAUCUGUCUCCAACUUUCUGAUCAUUUCUUUAAGAUGUUGAUUUACUUGAAUGUGUCCACUUUGAAACUAUUCAACUUAAUAUUCCUGUCCAUUAUUUCUGGAUUUCAACCACUGUAAAAAUGUUAUAAUCCCUUCAGAGAGGCUGGAUUGUAUCAGGAUUCUCCUAUAAAUAAGGAAUUUUUCUGUGAAUUUUUUUUGUCUAAGGUCAAUGGCUUGAGAUAGUGCUCCACAUUUUUUCUCUCUCUCAAUAAAGCAAUGCAUCUUAA
Molecule: messenger RNA, 7210 nt
Organism: Monodelphis domestica (gray short-tailed opossum)
Lineage: Eukaryota; Metazoa; Chordata; Mammalia; Didelphimorphia; Didelphidae
Product: zinc finger protein 90 homolog
Biological process (GO): regulation of transcription by RNA polymerase II
Cellular component (GO): nucleus
Molecular function (GO): RNA polymerase II cis-regulatory region sequence-specific DNA binding; DNA-binding transcription factor activity, RNA polymerase II-specific
Source: RefSeq, a predicted model, not a curated record